Menidia menidia (Atlantic silverside) is the source of this 774-nucleotide messenger RNA. Lineage: Eukaryota; Metazoa; Chordata; Actinopteri; Atheriniformes; Atherinopsidae. The record is from the annotation of a GenBank genome assembly.
AUGUCCUAUCGCAACGUUUCCAAAGAAGCUCUGGUUGGCUCUGUUACACUUGGGGUUGUUUUUGUCGCGGGCUAUUUCCUCGGAAAAAAGAAAUCAAUCAGAAUGAGUAUUUCCAAAAGUCACGCCGGGGGAAAAGACGACCCACUGAUCCAGUAUGUCCUCAAUAACUCCUUGAGGGAACAUCCGGUUCUGAAGAAGCUUAGACUGAGGACAAUGGAGGACUCCUGGAAUAUUAUGAUGGUUGCCUGUGAGCAGUCACAGUUUAUGGCCAACUUGGCUAAAUUAAUUCAAGCCAAGAAAGCACUGGAAAUUGGGGUAUACACAGGAUACAACACACUGAACAUGGCACUGUCCUUACCUGAAGACGGAGUCGUGAUUGCAUGCGAUAUCAGUGAAGACUACACAAACAUUGGAAAACCCUUCUGGAAAGAGGCUGGAGUUGAGCAUAAAAUUGAUCUACGGAUUCAGCCAGCAUCAAAAACUCUAGAUGACCUCCUGUCUUCUGGCCAGGCUGAGACAUUUGACUUUGCCUUCAUUGACGCAGACAAAUGCAGCUACGACGACUAUUUCGAAAAGUCUCUGCAGCUGUUGAGGAAAGGAGGCAUCAUUGCAAUCGACAACGUUCUGUGGGGUGGGAGAGUGGUGAAUCCAGCCCCUGACGACGCUGACACUGUGGCCAUUGACAAGCUGAACAAGAAGUUGCACAGGGAUACUCGAAUUACACUGAGCAUGCUCACAGUGGGAGAUGGGCUCACGCUGGCGGUCAAACUGUAA